Molecule: messenger RNA, 1596 nt
Organism: Amaranthus tricolor (Joseph's coat)
Lineage: Eukaryota; Viridiplantae; Streptophyta; Magnoliopsida; Caryophyllales; Amaranthaceae
Exons: 6
Coding region: 113-1345 (410 amino acids)
Molecular function (GO): chromatin binding
Source: RefSeq, a predicted model, not a curated record
UAAGUAUAUGUAACAUAUACGGGGUCCUACUCCCAACCACUCGUUGUUCUGCUGAGUGACUGACCAUCUUCUGUACCAUUGUUUCUCCCUUGCUGACUGCUGUUGAUACAAAAUGGGACCCAAAAAGCGAAGAACGAAGCAACCCAAACUAUUCACUGUCGGCGACACUAUCCCAAUCGGACCAGGAAUUGAAUUCCGGCACGAUGAAGAUGAUGCAUGGUACAAUGUUCAGAUUGUACUAAUAGCCGAUACUUUAAUCGUUAAAUUCGUGGAAUUUCCAGAUGAUGAAGAUGUCCAGUUUCAUGUCGCUGAUUUCAUCGAUUAUGACGAAAUUUUCAAAUUUCUUCGACGUUUUCGACCGUUGUGUUUGCAAUUAGAGGGUUCGGAUUGUUCAGAGGUUAAAUUGGGUAUUAGAGUUUGUGCUCUUUUGGAUUUGGGUGAUAAUGGCCGACGGUAUUUCGACGCCAUUGUUGAAGGGGUGAAACGUAAGGAGCAUACAAUCAUGGAUGGAAUUGAGAAUUGCUCGUGUUCUGUUGUUCUUUCAUGGAUGCAUGGUCCAAAAGCAGGGACACUGACAUUAGCUAGAGUUGAGGACCUUUGCCUUAUUCGGUCUCAGAAACAGCUUGAUCCUCGGCUUGCUUGCUUUUCGGAACUAGUUAAGUGGAAACAUGGAAUAACAUUGCCUAAGUUGAUCACUGAGGAUAUAAAUCAGAUAUCAGAAGGUGAAAAACCGAUGGGAGAAGCGUUGUCACAUGAUGGAGAUAUUUUGGGUUAUGAAAGCAGUGAAGACAUAGAUCUCGGAGGAGGAGAUCGUGCCCCUGCAAAACGUAGGCAAAAUAGAGACUAUAAUAUUGGCUCGAUGGAUAAAGAAGCAUGCUCUUUUUUUGUCGUUGAUAAUUUGGAAAAGGAUGUAACCCCCUCAACAAUUUCGGACUUUAUACGAGAACAAACCGGUGUUGAAAUUGAUGCUUUUGUCUUCUUGAGUUUCCCAUCACAGACAUAUACUAGAGGAGCUCUUGUCGUUGAUUCUGAUGAGCAUCUUGAGAUUUUGUGUAAUUUCGUGGCUAAAUCAGAUCAAAUGAUCACAUCGUCAAAGGGAAGGCCAUGGGUUGUGCUUGAUUCUUCAGCAAAUGAAUGGGUGAGGCCUUCUUUUUGGUGCUUGGAACCAGAACAUCAGAACGGAAAGCUGCAGUCAGCUGAUGACGGAUUGAAAGUUGUCAAGUUAGGGAGCGAGGAAUACCGCAAGGCAGAGAAGCUGAGGGAGUUGUUUCUAAACUUCACAGACCAUCAGGAGAAACUAUUUGAAAGGUUGGUGAUGGAAGAGCAACGUAUACUAGAUGGCUGAAUCACAAAUUUCAUAGGCCCUUUCGAAAUAUAGCUAUAGAUAAAUUGUGUAACCUAUGACAAUAAUUGGGACUGAUGUAUUAGUUUAUAUAGUUGACCAUAAUUUUCUAUGUCAAGGCUUUGACAUUGUGAUUGUAAUUGUCGAGUUUGUAUGGGAGUAGUGUUUACUAACAAGUACUCCCUUUGUUCUUAAUAUUUUGCAACAGUUGCUUUCUGAGCAUUGAUCGUUAAUCAGUUUAAAUUUGUAUUUCA